AUGGCUGAACAAAAGAGUCUCGCGCAAGACCUGUUUGAGGACAUGGGCCGCAAAGUCGCAGAGGCGAGCGCACAGGAAGGCGACGAUGAUACAAAAGUUGUCGAUGAGAUUGAGAGCUUGUGCAUGAACUGCCAUGAAGACGGCACUACUCGACUCCUGCUCACCAAGAUCCCAUUCUUCCGCGAGAUUGUCAUCAUGUCUUUUGCAUGCCCUCAUUGCCACUUCAAGAACACUGAAGUCCAGCCCGCUGGCGAGAUACAACAAAGGGGCAUCAAGUUUACAUUAAGAGUGGAUUCCGCAGAUGACCUCAGCCGACAGAUUAUCAAGAGCGACACCGCUGUAUUCCGCAUUGAAGAUAUCGAUCUCGAAAUACCACCAGGUCGAGGACAGCUGUCGAACGUCGAGGGCAUCCUUUCCAUGGUUGCGCAAGAUCUAGAACAGAAGCAGGAAGAGAGGAAGGAGGUCAUACCCGAGGUCUACGAGAAGAUACAGGGCGUCAUUGAGACCAUCAAGCAAAUGGCGAGCGGACAGAAGCUACCGUUCAAGCUCACAGUCGACGACCCAGCCGGUAACUCUUCCAUCGAGCCCCCAAGCCAGCUCAUGGGAGGUAAGUACUCUCGUAGUGAGUACCCACGCACGCCUGCACAGAACGAAGCUCUAGGACUUGGUGAUAGCAGUGGCGAGGCACCCGCGACCGAGAUCCGCCCGGAGUACCAAGCGUCGCAGAUGUACCCCGAGAUGCCUACUAGUUCGAUGGUCAACAAUGUGGACGAGGAUGAUAUUGUCGAGAACCAGGUCUAUUCGUUCCCUGCAACAUGCCCCGGAUGCACCAAGACGUGCACCACUAACAUGAAGAUGGUCAACAUUCCGCAUUUCAAGCAGGUUGUCUUGAUGAGCACUGUAUGCGAUCACUGUGGAUACCGAAGCAACGAAGUGAAGACUGGUGGAGAAGUGCCAGAACAAGGGCGCCGCAUUACUGUAUCUGUUGACAGCAAAGAGGACAUGUCACGCGACAUCCUCAAGGCCGAGUCUUGCGCCAUGUCAUGCCCAGAGCUCAACCUCAGCGUCGAGCCCGGAACACUUGGUGGCCGCUUUACCACGGUGGAAGGCAUCUUGACGCAAGUGCGCGAUGACCUUAAGGCCUCCAUUUUCGACACUGGCGAUGGCGGUGACUCUAUGAACUCGGAAUCCAAAUCGAAGUGGACUGAGUUCUUCGCCAAGGUGGCCUCGGCUAUCAAUGGCCAGGUCAAAUUCACCAUCAUUCUUGAGGAUCCCCUCGCCAGCAGCUACGUCCAGAGCUUCACGGCACCGGAGCCAGACCCUCAAAUCAAGGUAGAAGACUACGAGCGGACCGAGGCGGAGAAGGAGGAGCUGGGUUUGAACGACAUGAAGACAGAGAACUACGAGGAAGAACACGCCGCAUCAAAUGGGGCGACGACCAACGGAGCGUAG
Molecule: messenger RNA, 1452 nt
Organism: Parastagonospora nodorum SN15
Lineage: Eukaryota; Fungi; Ascomycota; Dothideomycetes; Pleosporales; Phaeosphaeriaceae
Exons: 3
Coding region: 1-1452 (483 amino acids)
Cellular component (GO): nucleus; cytoplasm
Molecular function (GO): zinc ion binding
Source: RefSeq, a predicted model, not a curated record